ACAGAGCAGGAUGUGUGGUAAAGGCAAACACCGCGAGAGGUUCAGCAAAUGGGGCGCAAGGUGUCACCAUAAGGUCCUUAACAUCCAUAGAAUGACCAAGCCGGCUGUUCGCCGCAAGAGAUUCAGCAGAUGGGGCGCAAGGCGUCAAUGCAGUAACAUCCAGAGAAUAUUCACACAGGCUGUUCACCGUCUGGUUCGCUAUUACAAUGUUAAACUUAUUUCCAGCCUAACAUGCGAAGACUUUUACAAUCAAUUGAAGGUGUUCUUGGAGAACGUGAUCCGUGACGCCGUCUCAUACACCGAGCACGCUAAAAGAAAGGUCGUCACCACCAUGGAUGUGGUGUACGCCCUGAAACGCCAGGGACGCAAUCUGUACGGCUUCAAUGACUAAACGCUUCAACACUGAACGACGAGAACACAACGGCUCUUUUAAGAGCCACCCAAAUAUCCUGAAAGAGCUGUUUCUGAUUUACUGCUUGUGUGAGAGAAAGAUUAAGAAAAGAAAUCGGGUCUCUCUCUCUCUCUCUCUCUCACACACACACACACGACAAAUACAAUCUCUGUACUACUAAGGAGCAAAAGUGGCAAAAUUAUAUGCACAAGACUG
Hemibagrus wyckioides is the source of this 607-nucleotide messenger RNA. Its product is annotated as histone H4-like. Gene Ontology annotation, molecular function: protein heterodimerization activity; DNA binding; structural constituent of chromatin. NCBI's taxonomy places the organism in Eukaryota, Metazoa, Chordata, Actinopteri, Siluriformes, Bagridae. The record is from RefSeq and is a predicted model, not a curated record. Bases 11 to 391 code for a protein of 126 amino acids. The transcript has a single exon.